Molecule: messenger RNA, 2837 nt
Organism: Pseudoliparis swirei
Lineage: Eukaryota; Metazoa; Chordata; Actinopteri; Perciformes; Liparidae
Gene: parn
Product: poly(A)-specific ribonuclease (deadenylation nuclease)
Exons: 26
Coding region: 79-2118 (679 amino acids)
Biological process (GO): nuclear-transcribed mRNA poly(A) tail shortening
Cellular component (GO): nucleus; cytoplasm
Molecular function (GO): poly(A)-specific ribonuclease activity; metal ion binding; RNA binding
Source: RefSeq, a predicted model, not a curated record
UGUUUAAGAAACGGUUAAAAGCCAGGUGACGUAGGCUAGCUAGCGUUAGCUGUCAGCUGGGUUCAGUCGUUCGGCAAGAUGGAGGUGACACGCCGAAAUUUUAAGGAGAGUUUAAACGCGGUGUACAGUGCGUUAGAGGAGGCGGACUUCCUUGCCAUCGAUGGGGAGUUUUCAGGGAUAAGCGACGGUCCGAAUGUCAGUGCGCUCACCAACGGGCUGGACACUCCGGAGGAGCGAUACGCCAAGCUCAAGAAGCACUCCAUGGACUUCCUGCUGUUCCAGUUUGGAAUAUGUACAUUCAAGUACGACCAGGCAAAGUCAAAGUAUAUCACAAAGCCUUUUAAUUUUUAUGUUUUCCCGAAGCCGUUCAACAGGACGUCCCCUGACUUAAAGUUCAUCUGUCAGAGUUCCAGUAUUGACUUCCUGGCCAGUCAGGGAUUUGACUUCAACAAGGUGUUCUGUCAAGGAAUCCCGUACUUGAACCAAGAAGAGGAAGUCCACCUGCGGGAGCAGUCGGAGGACCGGAGACAUCAACAUGCCAACGGUGUCGGGACGCCGUCCUUCAUCUCCCCGUCCUCCAAAGGCCCCGCCCACGUACCCGAGGAACACAAAGACUUCAUCAACAGGGUGAUAGGGAAGGUCGAGGCCCUCUUGACGAACUCGGAGAAGAGUUUGGACUUGGAUCCGUGUACUGGGUUUCAGAGAAAGCUGAUUUACCAAACUCUGAACUGGAAGUUUCCCAAAGGGAUUCAUGUAGAAACUGUGGAAACGGAAAAGAAGGAUCGAUUCAUCCAAGUCAUCAAAGUAGAUGACGAGGAGAGGAAGAAGAGGGAACAGCAGAAACGGGAGAGGGAGCAGGAGGAGCUCAAUGACGCUGUUGGCUUCUCCAGGGUCAUCCACGCCAUCUCUAAAUCUGGUAAACUUGUGGUUGGCCACAACAUGCUGUUGGAUGUGAUGCACACCAUCCACCAGUUCUACUGCCCUCUGCCUGAGGAUCUUCAAGACUUCAAAGAGGUCACCAUGUGUGUCUUCCCGAGACUUCUGGACACAAAGUUGAUGGCGUCCACGCUGCCUUUUAAGGAGUUGAUCAGCAACACGUCUCUGGCAGAGUUGGAGAAACAGUUGAAGGCGAGUCCCUUCAAGUCGCCACAAGUCGAAACGGCCGAGGGCUUCCACAGUUAUGACACGGCCCAGGAGCAGCUCCAUGAGGCCGGGUACGACGCCUACAUCACCGGCCUCUGUUUCGUCUCCAUGGCCAACUACCUGGGCUCUUUCCUGACUCCACCCAAAGCGUACAUCUCCUCUCACUCCAAACUAGUCGAGCCUUUCUUCAACAAGCUUUUCCUGAUGAGGAUAAUAGAUAUUCCCUACCUCAAUGUCACAGGACCGGAUUUGCAACCCAAAAGAGACCACGUCCUGUUCGUCACCUUCCCCAAAGAGUGGAAGACGAGUGACCUCUACCAGCUCUUCAGUGCCUUCGGAAACAUCCAGGUGUCCUGGCUCGACGACACGUCGGCGUUCGUGUCCCUGAGUCAGACGGACCAGGUCCAGAUAGCGAUGAACACCAGCCGCUACGCCGAGAGCUACAGGAUCCAGACGUACGCCGAGUACAUCAAGGGAAAGCACCAGAACAAGGAGAAGCUCGAGCAGACGCCCAAAUCCUGGAAGGACGGCUGGAGGAAGCCUCGCUACGCCUCCGCUACUUCGGCUGCGACUUUUGGAUACCCCCGGGGUCUACGGAAACGCAGCAUCAGUCCCGUUCGGGGGGCGCAGUCUGCCGGAGACACGCCGGUCACCGACGGCUGGAGUAACUACGCGUACCCGGACAGCGCCAAGAAGAUGAAAACUGACGACCAAAGUGCAAACGCAGAGGCCAUCGAGAGCAAGACCUCGGCAGGCUGGCUGAAGACGGCAGACGCAUCCGACUCCACGGGGUCCAGCCCAGUCCCCGACGACGAGGCCGAAGUGGAGAAGGAGAGUCCCGAGGGCAACGAUGCCGAGGGGACGGUCACCUGGCAACAAGCCCCGGCAGUCCACGGGAGGAAGGGUCAGAAGAAAAAGAAGUCCAAAGACGCUGCAUCGACAACGUCGCUGUUCGAGGUGCCAGAAGUCUGGUAGCGGGAGGCGAGGGGAGGCCGCUGUCCCACCAGGAGUCUCUUCCUAAGCCCUUGGGGCGAUCUCCCGAGAGGCCGCACAUCGCCGGGAGCGGAGCGCGCCCACAACCAACCGGUUCACUCCGGUUCGCGCCGAGUCCGAAGCCCGCCCGCCGAGACCGGACUCCUGACGGAGAACACAAGCCAUAACAGCAGCUGCCAUAUUUUGAUCUCGUAUCGUUGCAGCGGGCCAACUCUUCACUAAAAUCUUUAAACUCUAAUCUCCAGACGGGUUCAGUCAUUCCGUGUUCAGACUCGACGCCGCCGCCACACUUUGACGGAGGCCUCAAAACGCCGAAUGCUUUCAGGCUCGUGUUGUGAGGCGUGAGGGAGACGGUCACCGUCUCCUCCGUGGAUCCUCACGACUCGGGAGACGACGCGCUGCCCGGCGGGUUCUGUAGUUUACAAUGUCUGGGUUCUAGUAUUUUAAUGCAGUCAAUUAUAUUAUUGUAUUCAUUUUAAAAUAAGUUCUGUUGAUUUAAACCGGUUUUAUCCAACAUGUAUAAGCUUAUCAAUGAUGUGAUCAUUAUUGGUGGAGCUUGUGUACAGAAUAAUUUUUCUUUUGUGUUCAAUGGUUUGUCACGUGUCAACCCCGCAACAAUGUCAAAGUGUGUUCUAAUGCAAAGAGACUUAAACUAUUUCCUUGGAAAGGGAGGGAAAAAAAUUAAAGAAUUUUUCUUACUA